Messenger RNA from Liolophura sinensis, 4913 nucleotides. RefSeq lists its product as uncharacterized. The transcript is spliced from 23 exons. The record is from RefSeq and is a predicted model, not a curated record. The coding region runs from base 210 to 2483 and encodes 757 amino acids. NCBI's taxonomy places the organism in Eukaryota, Metazoa, Mollusca, Polyplacophora, Chitonida, Chitonidae.
AACAAUGAUGUCGAAAAUAAGAGUUGAAGAUUCCAGAAAUGGCACUUACUCCGGUCUGUGGAAAAAAGUCAUUGAGUACUCAGAAGGCAGGACUAGUACUGCUAGACGAUUCCGUCAUGCGUUCACACACCACAGGAGUGGUCAGCAGAGUUUUGACCAUUACUGGAGGAUACUGAGACCCCUUUUUGUGGAGGAGACAGAGCGGGUGAAUGCACACUUUAACCUGCUUACAUUUGCUUUCUGAAGUUUUUGGAGGUGAAAGUCAGAGUUUGCUAGGUCUGAAGGUGUCCAGCAGUUUCCCAGCAUCUACUGUAGUAUCUGUCAUGUCAUCUGUACAUCAGACUACUGUAGCUAGUCAAAGGAAGUCCAUGAAGACGCUGAAUAGAGAGAACUACAUAUUACUGUUGAAUGACAUAGCUCCAGAUGUACUCAGUGACCUCCAACAGCUGCCUGAACUCUUCAGGUUCCAGGUCCUGGGGGUGGAAAUAUUCACCAAAUUACUGUCGCUGAGAGAGACAUUUUUGUUUUAUUUGGGCCAUUGGUUGCUGCUGGCCCGCACCACCAUCUUGGAGGUCCCAAGCCCAGAGCUGCUAAAACUGGCCUAUAGCACCCUACACCCCAAUCCCCAGGAAAAUUCAGCCUCACCCAUAGAGACGGGAUUCAUCGAGGAAGCCAUACGAUUGGUGGGUGGUUCUGUGCAAAAUAUCCAGAUAUUGGCCGGGGUUCAUCACCAUGGUUACAGACCUGUCAGUCAAAGGCGACUGGUACGGGUUGACAUUGACACUUUACAGAGAAGGGUCGUCCUGGAUUGCGAGAAAAGGUCAGGUGACCUCCAGUUGAGAUCAGAUGGUGUGACCUACCUGAGUCACAUGACUGACAAGAAAGAGCUGUCCAUAACUCCGAUUGGUAGAGCAGGCAGUGGGGUGGGACUGGAAUUCAUACUACAGAUUGGUCCAUCAGCAGCUGAAAGGAAACUAUUGUUUCUGAAGUACCUGAGUCUGUCCGUGUGGCCAGACAUGUGUCCUCAUCAUGUGGUGUACUUUAACCAGAGCCUUAUCUAUUACCCUGUGACCACCCCGUCCACCCAUCUGUCCUCCAGCAAUCUGCUUCCCCAGGCUGAGGCAGACCAGACACAGUUUUUACUGCAGAUGUUUUCCUCAGAGCUUGGCCCUGAGCCUUUCUCAUUUAUGGAAUAUAACAGUAGAAAAGGGUUGUUGAUAUCCAGCCUGACCGCCAAGUACAGAAACAGCACAUUUGUGUCCCUUCAAGAGGAGAAGACCCUGGCAGAACAGUUAUAUAAGGAAUUAAAGGCAGAGAAUUUACACAAUGUUGCAAUCUGCGUUUUGGACAUCAACAGGGAUUUCACUCAGAAAAUGGUUAAAAGUCCUGACUUUCUACGAUAUCAGUUCAUUGGUUCAUCUGUGUUCCUGAACUUGAUGAAGAAGGGCCCCAGGCCUGAGUUUAACCAUUUCCUGGGAGAAGUCUUAGCCUCUGCAGUGACCAGCUUUGUUCAGGUGCCUUCUGCUGAGAUCUUUUCCUUAGCGAUGACGACAUUUUUCCCAUCAGAGGAUUAUUACCUGUUUGAGAACAGCCCCAGUGAUUACAAGAAAAAGUUUAUGGGGGCAAAUCAUCCUUUAACCAUUUAUGAAGGUGCAGAGUUAAAGUUCCUGAGAGAGAGUGCUCAGGCUAAUGUCAAUGUUACAAUAUCAGCUGAAGUUGUCUCCCUUCCGACUGUGGCCAGUAGCCUGCCAUGGAGAUUGGUACGAGUGGAUGUCAAGAAUUUAAGCGUACAGGUUGAUCAUCACUUUGACUACAGUUUAGAUGGGCACUCAAGGAAAUACCAGCAACACUGCGUGGCUCGAAACAAAACCAGCUAUGAUGUGUUCCUGAUACGAGAACAAGAUGGCUUUAAAAUUCCAUACGGAAAUUUACAUGCUAUAUCUCUGAUAGCCCUGUUGAGGAUGGGAAUUUUACAUGAGAUUAAAUCAGACUUUUAUGACAAAUUUUUACAGCUGCCAUUGUAUGAGGAUAUGGCACCGUGGAACAUUGUGUUUCAGGCAGGGCGUUUGGAUUACAUUGACUAUGACAGCAAGGAUGUUACUUUUGAUAAAAUGGUUCCAGCAGCAUAUCAGAUUCUUGCAAUGCUAAUGAAUUAUGAGCGAACAGUGAAGGAUUUUGGACACUGUAAUGAACAUGCAAAGAAUGCGUACCAGUUUAAGCUGAUCUCCAACUGUGUGGGUAACAGUGGAUUUGAUGGACCUUGCACAGACUCGAGAUUCCCUGUGCCUUGUGGAGACCGAAGCUGUCGCUCCACAUACAUAGAAUGUCUACAGGUGCUCAACCAGCUUGAGAAACAUAAAUCCAAACUCAAAAACACAGGUUAUCAGAGCAGAAGUCAGCCUGAGGUGCCGAAAUCAGGAUUGUCAGACUUUGGUUCUGUCCAACAAGAAUGGUCCUUCAAUUCCAAGGGUGCUGUCUCAUAAUUUAGAAUAUGAAAGUUCUUAUCUGUCACAAAAGUGAAGAUGUGUCAUAUUUAUUGUGACGAAAAGCAUAAAACCUGGGUUUGUUGUGAUAAAACCAGCAAAAGCAAUGGUUGAUACUCUUAUUACCUAAAGUAUUAAUAACAAAUCCAGGUGAAUUUUUUAAUGUUUAAAAUAUCUUAUUUCUUGUUUGUAUUUUAUAAUGUAUAUGAUGUAAAAGAAGUAUGUCCAUGCUGUGUUCAGCUGAAAUUUUGUUCAAAUGUCAUUUUAUGAAUUAGGUGGGAGCAGUUAAAAUAAGCGAUGUUGUAUGUUGUUUACUUGUUCUGUACAGUUGACGUUAUACUGUAUAAGUGAUUGUCAGUCAUUCUGAAUUGAUGAUGCCUUAAUCUGUUGUCAUCAUUUUGUGGUGAUUUACCCACCUCCACGCAGUUCACUUUCAUAUUUUCAUUCCAACACGUUUGUACUAUGUCCCUGCUUUCUAGCUGCUAGUGUUUUUGCUAUGACAUAAUGGGGAACUCGUAAAACUCCUUCCCGUUUGUAUCAAGACGGUCCAAACCUGUGAACUCAGUUGUUCUUUCGUUUAUUAUCAAUCGUCACAAUUAUCGGAGUAUGCGUUCUGAUAAAACAUAUAUGAAGUACGCAUGCACUGUGACAUCACAGGAGAAAAUCAAUUUAUGUCCUCUACAGGUGGCAAAUUUUGUGCCCAUGAUGAAAUAUCGUAGGUCGGUCGUAACAAUGAAAAACCUGCAGAUAUGUCAGCAAGUUUGGCCCCCAGGCGCCACAAUAAGCACCUGUAAACCUUAUGUACGUUUCAGUAGCUGCUGCAGAAAAUCGACCAGAGAAGUAUUCAUGCGCAUGUCAGCCUCAAAACAAAACAUCAGUGCAGGUACAUUUUUUACCUUUUUUCAUUGAAGAGUUUCAGUUGUCCAAAGCUAAGUUGCUGAUAGUGAAAAGAAGUCCAUCGUAAAUCCUUCAUGCUGUCGUAAAGUUAAGACACUUUUGAGAAACAAUCCCCAGCUCAGUUAUGUUGCGAAACUGUCGCAGCAGUUUUCUCAGUUACAUAUUCUAACACCAAGGGAGAUCACUGUGUAAUGUAAUGCGGUUAGUUUAAUAGCUGUUCAUAGUGUAAAAAGGGCUUUUGCCUACCAGGUAGCUUGUGCUGGAAGUCCUUUAACUCCGCAUUGAGAUCCAGCCCUGCUUGGUUCUGGCUGGACUAAUUAAUUAAUUUAAUACACUAGUGUUUAAUACAACUCAGUAAUAUUUCAUGGAGAAGACUUGGAGGUAACCUACGUGUAGGUAAACAGCCUUUUCACCCAAUACCUGACUUAAAACUCUAGCUGUCUUGUACAAGUGGUAGUAGCUGUUUUCAUGCAGGUGGUAGUGGCUGUUUUCAUGCGGGUGGUAGUGGCUGUUUUCAUGCUUGUACAUGGUAGUGGCUGUUUUGAUGCAGGUGGUAGUGGCUGUUUUGAUACAGGUGGUAAAUUGACUGGAUCCAUGAGUGAUAACUUAUCAGUACAUUGUAAUCUGCAAAAGAUAUUUUGUCAGUUUAUAGUUUUUUUGUAAGUAGGACCCAGUAUUUAGAGUGUUGCUGACUGUGAUAAUUGUCAGUCUGGUCUUUUCCACUAAUGGGUUGCUAGUCCACGUUUUGUGUUCAAAAGGGAAAAUCAUCCACUGACUGUACUCAUUGUACUAAAUGUUUUGUACACAUGGUAAAUCUGCCCAUGGUUUUGUACAAAUUUGAGUUUGUCAGUUUUUAUAUUAGAAUUGAUAUUCCAGUUUGACUAUGGAAAUAAAUUUUUCAGUUGACUGUUUUGUAUACAAACCUUGAUGAUUUGUCUGUUGACUAUUUUUUGUGAUAAUGAUAAUUUGUCUGGUAAAUUGUCCUUCAUGAAAGUUUUUCUACAAGUUACUAUUAUGCAGAUAUUUCAUGAUAAGCAGUUGAUGAUUUGUCUGUUGACUAUUUUUUGUGAUAAUGGUAAUUCGUCUGGUAAAUUGUCCUUUGUGAAAGUUUUUCUACAAGUUACUAUUAUGCAGAUGUUUCAUGAUAAGCAGUUGACAACAUUUAUGUACAUUUCUAUACAAGUGUUAAUGUGUUUAGUAUUCAUCAGUAUUGUGUGGACACCAGAUUUUUGUCUGCAGUUGAUCACUAUAAAAGCUUGACUGUUUGUGUAUGCAAGAAUUACUUAUUUAUUUUAUUUAUUUGAAUUACAGUAGUUGUGAUUUGUGGUUUCAUUAAGAAACUAUUUCUUAUUUAUUGAUACAUCUACAUGUAUAUGUAUUUGAACACUUCCUGGGUGUUAAAUGUUUAUGUAGGUAUCCAAUACUUUACAAGGUACAGGAUAUGUAUCCUUCAUACUUUUGUGAAAGUGCCACAAUUGUGGUCUCUCCAGCAUUACAGCCUUUGAUUGUACAUGUACAAUGCUCAUAAUAAAA